Molecule: messenger RNA, 3054 nt
Organism: Fonsecaea erecta
Lineage: Eukaryota; Fungi; Ascomycota; Eurotiomycetes; Chaetothyriales; Herpotrichiellaceae
Exons: 2
Coding region: 1-3054 (1017 amino acids)
Source: RefSeq, a predicted model, not a curated record
AUGUCGAUAGACAAGGGCAGCAAUGCAGGGCAGGCCUUUGUCCGUCCGCCCGCGCAUCCGGUGCCGCAAUUGCAACAGCCUUUCGAGGAGUCGAUGCUGGAAUCAAUAACUGAUCAGACGCCAGAAGACGUCCCUUCGGAUGCUAUGACACGAAGGACAAUUCUUCUCGAGGCGCCGACUUAUCAACGGGUUAUUGCGGGGAGGUGGAAGCAGAAACCGGGAGAGAAAUAUCAUCCAUUGUGGAAACUCGUGGCGCAACUAACCUUUGGAAUGCAUCUUUUAUCACAAAACAUGGCCAUUUCGGAAGAGGAGGUUAUGAGAAUCUUGCAGUCUCAUGUCGACGACAUCGAUGCCUUCCUGGAACGGACCACAGAGGACUUCGAUCUUGCCCAAAGCGAUAUCCAUGAGCGGAUCCGGUGUCUCAAACUCCCACUUGCACACGGAGAAGUAUUUGAUCGAAUGCUGGAGGAUCGUUCAUUUCGCGCUUCUAUUCUCGAUGGGAACGAAAAGAUUGACCAUGUCAUGAGCCGGACCAAGAAGGCGGCAAAGGAUGCACUGAAGGACGUCCAGAAGGGAUUCGACGCGACCAACGUGAUGGAAAAAUACCUGACUAAAUUGAACUCAACAUGGAAGAGAGAUUCUCCCGAACAUGAAGCUGUUUUGGUCGCUAUGCUGGGGAACGUCGAAGGAUGGCGCAGAGCCUUUCUGGAGUUACAUCUACAGGGGAACAAGCUGGCUGGAUCUCUGAAGAAGCUCGCGGAGGUGGUUGCUGAGAUGCAGCAGCGAGCUGCUGCGGCUAGAGCUCAAAAGACGAAACACAUUACUUCCCAGGAUGCUGGUCGUGCCCUUUCUCAGUUAGGGUCCAUCGCCGAACACAAGCCGCUACCGAGUGAACCAGGUCGCCAGCACUCGACCAGGAAUUCAUCUCGGAGCACCCAACUUACCAGCUUCUCCAGUCGACCCAAUAGCGGCCAGAAGUCAAGCCAAGGAUUGACUUCACAGUCACAAUCUCCAGGACACAGAAGACCAGGCAACGAUGGAAUUCCUGGGCAGUCACUUUCCUCCGAGGCGUUGGCGCACGAGGGGCCGCAGUACGCUGCAGACCGAAUGCACAGUCUGGGGGGAUUGCUCAUCCAACACGGUGAGGAGCAGCUCGUUGAGCUCCCGGCCGAUGUUCCUGAAGAUGUACUUCGACAAGCGCCAGUAUCGAUCAAGAACCGAUUGAGCAUGACACUUGGGCUAAAGCCAAAGGACACUGCGAGUCACCGCAUAUCCAGUGUCUACUACCCGAGAGCGCUGGGUGAUCUUUUGAAGUCUCCUGCGAUUUCGUCUCUGCUACUCACGCCGCAGACUGGAAAGUCAAAAGGCACUCCUGUGCAGGCUAUGAUAUCGCCCGUCAUGUCGGAGGGAGAAGCCGGCUUCUUCCUCUCCCACGAACAAAGUCCUUCGAUUGGGGUUUUCAAUCCAGAUUACAGGAGGGACACCGACUCUGCCAACGCGUCUCAAACCGCUGUUCAGGCAUCGGCUCGCGCAUCCAUAGUGGAACCAUCCAGGCCAGUAACCCGUCGGUCAUCAACCCCUAACCCGGCGUUCACGUCGCACCCUGCUGUGAUGGCCAUGGCAUCUCCUCCGGUUGAGCUUCCUGCCCCGGUUAAGCCAGCGGUAAGAGAGGAGCGGUCAAACUCUUCCGCAUCGAGAAAAACCUGUCAAUUGUCAAGCCUAGGCGAACCUGGACCGGAGUUGAACGAAGGUGAAAUGACCAGGUCGACCUCGGGGUCGGUAUUGGACACGAGAAUUCUCAUCGACACAUCAACUAUUACCGUCGCUGUCGUGCCAGCUUCCGCCGAGGAAGAGACAUUCGCAGCCGCACAGCUAAAGGCUGAAGACAACGUGCAGAGUCAGCUCAACAGCCAACCGGAGACGAAGAAAAGCACAGAAAACGCCCCAGAAGAAGUAAUUUCAGCAACUUUGCAGCCAUAUAUGACAGCGACAGCGCUCCCGCCAACUAGGGAAAUCGGACACGCCGAUGACAGCAAAAAUUCACGGGUUCCCGCUGAAGCGCUUACCGAUCUCAAGGGCGAAGUCACAGCGAAAACAAAUUCAGACGACACUUCAAGUAAUACGCUUGCUCGGGAAAUCGACAAUUUGACACAGAAGACAGAAUUUAUUGCCGAGUUAGAGGCCGUCGUUCCCAUACCUCUUCAGCCCAAACCGAAGGAAGCAUUUGGACCGGUAGAGCUGGAGGCCCCUCACCAAACUUUCAAGCUACCUCCCAGACCAGCUGCAGUUGCCCACAAUUUAGAGAAAGAAGUUCCCCGCGACAGCAAAAGCUUGCCCGACGAUUUUGUCAAGCUGCCAAGUGAGCUUACAAUCAGACCUGGCCUGAAGCCCAAGGAUUUUGGCGAUUCCAGAAAGCCAGAGCCGAUCCGCCCUCUGAGGUUGAAGCUCGCUAAGAAAGAUGGCAAGAUUGUUCCCGUGCAAGUCCCCAGCCCAGGCGGGAGCUCGAACCCGUCGGUAGGCAGUGCUGGCCCCAAGCUCAAAAUAGAUGUGGUUGCAGAUAUCAUCGACAGACUCUCGUAUACACCGCCAGGUUCACCUAUUCACGAUAGAUCAGCUUCGAGCGUCUCUUCAAAUUCGGCACAACGCUGGUCACAUCGAUCAUCGCGUUCGCUAGGACCCCCUGAGCAGGCCCCUGCACCACCUGCUCCGGGAGGUCGACCCAUGGUGGAACCUGAUUUCGCCUCUGCGGGACAAUUCGAUGGUGAACGCAGGCAGAAGAAAAAGAAGAAGAAGAAAAGCAGCAACGCUGGAAGGGAAAGCAAGAGUGGGUGGAAAAGUCUGUUCCGGGGAAGUAUUGCGGACAGUAGCAGUGCUGGGGGCGCAAAGAGUUCAGAAGGGGGUUCCAUAACCACGACGACGACGGCAACAACAACCGCAAAUGCCUCUGCAGUAACAUCGGGAGCAGGCUCAGAGGCAGCUCCUGCCCCAGUCGCGGAUAUGAUGACGACGUCUGGCAAAGACGUACUCUGGUUCAAGGGCGAUACGAAGAAAUGA